Molecule: messenger RNA, 551 nt
Organism: Brassica napus (rape)
Lineage: Eukaryota; Viridiplantae; Streptophyta; Magnoliopsida; Brassicales; Brassicaceae
Exons: 1
Source: RefSeq, a predicted model, not a curated record
AAGACAAUCAAUGGACCGGUCGCAGCGAAGACGCUACGCAACCGGAUCUUCUCCAGAUCCGGAUCUACAUCCGCCGGGCCGAGUAGAUGGGCCACGCCGGGUCACGAAGAACGGCCCAAAGGCUACUUCAUGAACCGCACUCCUCCGCCACCGGGACAGUCGCGCAAAUGGGAGGAUUGGGAGCUUCCUUGCUACAUCACGAGCUUCCUCACGAUCGUCAUCCUAGGCGUCGGGCUCAAUGCUAAACCUGAUCUUUCAAUCGAGACUUGGGCUCAUCAGAAGGCCCUUGAACGCCUUGAGUUGGAGAGGCUCGGAGAUUCGUCCGAUUGAGAGGUUCACUGUUGCCGCGAUCACGAAGACUUGGAGAGUUGUUGUUUCGUUUUCGCUUCGGUUCAGUAUCUUUGUGGAUGAUGAUGAAAUAAGUAUUCUUUAACUGUUUAGACACAUUACAUUUCUCAAAGUUGAUUUACUCGUUUCGAUUAACAUCUGCAAUUUGAUUGGUAUGUUUCAAAUGGUUCGAUUUGACUAUUGAUUGUCACUUGUUUGUUCUA